CAUUUAUACUCAAUGGGUGACGGUUGAACACAAAGACUACAAACUUAAACAGCAAGUUUCAGUUGUUGAAGUCCAGUCACCAUGGCGACUAUUCCAGGAUCUGUCGGUCUGCCAGUUUUAGGAGACAAAUCAUAUGAGUUCUACAAGGAUCCAAUUAAGUUCUGUCAGAAGAACAUGAGCAGUCACAAAACUCGUCUUUUCUACACUAGAUUUCUCAACAAACCAACAGCAUUCCUCUGCAGCAACAAGGCUGUUCAUGAAUUACUCGCAGACCACAGUGAUUCUAUAGAACUGGGAUACAAGGCCUUCAUGGGAGAGAUCUUUGGUGACAACAUUCUGUUUUCUGAUGGAGAGGAUGCCAGAAAACUUCGGAGUUCCCUUAAACAGCUUUUCACUCUUGAAUCAGUUGAUACUUACCAGUUAACAAUAGACAGUGUUGUAGAUAAAGCUGUUUCGACCAUCAACCCAGAGGAACCAACAUGUAUUUAUUCACUGAUGAAGAAAAUCUGUACAGAAAUUUGUCUGAGCUUGUUUCUGGGACUAAACUUCAGUGAUGCCACCCAGACAGCUGACACCAUUGUUGCCUUGACAACUACACACUGGCAUGGUAUCAUUUCAGUGCCUUUACCCCUCAAACUGCCAAUGACAAAUGGCUCCACCUAUUGUCAAGCUCUACAUGCAAAGGAUUCGCUUUUGAAGAUAAUAAUCUCAAAGCGAGUGGAAAACUCUGGAAAAUUUACAAAGAAUGUUGAAGAUGCCGCUUCUACCAGCACAGAUGGCCCUCGUGAAGUCUUCAUCAACAACCAUCUUCUAUUAUUCACCUCAGCACUAGUACCAAAGGCCUUGUCUUCUCUGCUUACAUCUCUUAUCAUGGAGGUGGGAAAGCAAGAGGGGGAUUUACAGGAGAAGCUUCUAAGUGACCCAGCUAUGAUGGAUGCUGUACUGUUAGAAGUGCAAAGACUUUACCCGCCAUUCCUUGGUGGACGUAGAAUUGUCAAGAAGGAUGUAGUGUUAGGAGGAUAUAAAAUUCCUGCCGGACAUUCCAUUAUGUAUGUCACUCAGGCUGCCCACAGAGACCCUGAGGCAUUUGAAGACCCAGACACAUUCAACCCACACCGCUGGAUUAACUGUUCUCCAGCAGAGAAGGAGAAGCUAUUUUGCUUUGGAGCAGGUGCUCGUAGCUGUAUAGGACAGCACCUGGUGGGGAAAAUUCUUCAGACAAUCCUAGUACGUCUCCUGUGUUCCUGGAAAUUCAAGCUCCUUGGAAAUCAAGAUUUUAGUCACAAAUGGCUCCCAGUUUCUAAACCAAAACAGGACGUCAAAGUUCAGUUCUCUAGUCGCAAUGCUUAGUAGGUGGACCACUACUGUGAUUUGUUUACAGACAGAUGAUAUUUUUGUAUUUUUUGUGAUACUGAAAUUUUAUUAUAAGUUAAAUCAACUAUAUAUAUAUAUGCAUUUUUCUUCUUGAUCUGA
Molecule: messenger RNA, 1473 nt
Organism: Pecten maximus
Lineage: Eukaryota; Metazoa; Mollusca; Bivalvia; Pectinida; Pectinidae
Product: putative cytochrome P450 120
Biological process (GO): sterol metabolic process
Molecular function (GO): monooxygenase activity; oxidoreductase activity, acting on paired donors, with incorporation or reduction of molecular oxygen; heme binding
Source: RefSeq, a predicted model, not a curated record